CAGGAUUAGCGGUGCUCGGGUCCGGGAGCAACAUGGCGGCGUCCGUGAGGGACUAGUUAUGGGCAAAGAUAGUGUUUGGUGUCGUUUUCUUUCGGGAUAUUGACAGACCGCCCGACUAAAGGAAGCGUGAUAGGUGCAUAACUUUAGUGAUCGGCCGUCCGCUCUCGUCCCCAGUUAGGAGCAGAGUCUUGGGCACUGACCAGCAUGAGCAACAUCUACAUUCAAGAGCCUCCCACGAACGGGAAGGUUUUGUUGAAAACUACGGCUGGAGAUAUCGAUAUAGAGUUGUGGUCAAAAGAAGCCCCUAAAGCUUGCAGAAAUUUCAUUCAGCUUUGUUUGGAAGCAUAUUAUGACAAGACCAUUUUUCAUAGAGUUGUACCUGGUUUUAUAGUCCAAGGGGGAGAUCCUACUGGCACAGGAACUGGUGGGGAGUCUAUCUAUGGAGCCCCAUUCAAGGAUGAAUUCCACUCACGGUUGCGCUUUAAUCGGAGAGGACUGGUUGCCAUGGCAAACGCUGGUCCUCAUGAUAAUGGCAGCCAGUUUUUCUUUACACUGGGUCGAGCAGAUGAGCUUAACAAUAAGCACACCAUCUUUGGAAAGAUUACAGGGGAUACAAUAUAUAACAUGCUGCGACUGGCAGAAGUAGACACUGAUGGUGAAGAAAGGCCACUUAAUCCACACAGAAUAAAAAGCUGUGAGGUUUUGUUUAAUCCUUUUGAUGACAUCAUUCCAAGAGAAAUAAAAAAGCCAAAAAAAGAGAAACCAGAGGAGAAAGUAAAGACAUUGAAACCCAAAGGCACAAAAAAUUUCAGUUUGCUUUCCUUUGGAGAGGAGGCUGAGGAAGAGGAGGAGGAAGUGAAUCGAGUCAGUCAGAGCAUGAAGGGGAAAAGCAAAAGCAGUCACGACUUGCUUAAGGAUGAUCCUCAUCUCAGUUCUGUUCCAGUCGUUGAGAGUGAAAAAGGUGAUGUGGCAGGAGAUUUAGAUGAUGAUGAAGAAUUUGAAAGUGCAGAGCAUGAUGAAAAUAUUGAUGGUGAUGAGAAGAACAUGAUGAGAGAGAGAAUUGCAAAAAAGUUAAAAAAGGACCCAAGUGCAAAUGUAAAAUCAGCUGGAGAGGGAAAUGUGGAGAAGAAAUCAGUUAGCCGCAGCCCCCCUUCUCUAAGCCUCUACCUUGACUCCUGGAUGUUGAUGAACAAAAUCACACAGCCAAAUAGAAGCCCAGCCUUAGCUGUGCCUGCACUGCUUCUUCAUCACCCAGCUCCCCAAGGGGGUUGCUUCAGCCGCAGUCUCACCCUCAUCAGGUCACUGGCUUCCCGUUCCGUGAACUAGGAGCACCUUCUCCAGCUCUUAACUUUCUUCUCUUUGAACCCUUACUGUUUAAAGGGAGAUGAAUCCCGCCACCCUUUCAAAAUGACUCCACCCUCUUUCCUUUGUCUUCAGUUUUCUCUCUUCGCUGCUUCCCUUCCUUCAGCUUGUGUUAACCAUCUCCCAGCAUCAAGAGUGAAACCAAAACCACUCAUUUUAUCUCCUGUCCCCACUUCCUUACUUUGCGUUUAUUUCUAAAUACACAUCAUUUAGCUUUUCCCUCAUCAGACCACUGAAACUGCUCUCACUAAGGCCACCUAAUUGUCAGAUGUAAUGGCUACUUCCAGCUUUUGUUUUUCUUGGUGCCUGUGCUGUGGAAUUUGGCAUUUUUAUCUGUCCUCUUGAAACUUACCUUCUUCAAGAACUUGAUUGUUAAAAUGUGAUCUGUGGACCAACAGUAAUUAGUCACUUGGGGACUUUUUAGCAAUGUUGAGUCUCAGGCCCCACUCCACACUUUUUGAAUCAGAACCUGCAUUUUAACAGGAUCCCCAGGUGAUUUGUAUGUAUAUUAAAGUUUGAGAAGCACUCCUCUAGCAUGUUAAUUUUUAUCCCCACUGCUACUAGACUGGUUCAAGUUUAUGUCAUCUUAACUCCAAGGUCAGCUACUUGGUAGCACCUUCCCUGACUCCCAGGGCAUUCCUGUUGCCCCUUUCUGACACUUCUGCGAUAGGUAGUAUGACAUUAGGUUAUACUUUUUUCCCUCUUUCUGUACUUAUACUGUUUAACUUUCUCGAAGGCAGAGAUUGUGUCCAUUUAUGUUUGUGUCUCUGUAGUCAAACAUCAUAGGUACCUAAAUAUGUGUAUAAAUGUAUGAACAAAAAAAUAAGUGAAUCCUUUAUUGACAAAUAACUUUUUCCUCCAGAUCUUGUAAGUAAUUUGUUUAUAUUUAUCACAUGGGAUAUAUUGGUCUACCUGUCCCUUACUGAGACAUGGGAUGUAUUGGUCUGCCUGUCCCUUGCUGAAACUGAGCUCCUUCAGAGGCUGUCUUAUUUGUCUUUACAUCCUCUGAGUCAAACAUAGUAUUUGGUUAUUAAAAUGUGUGUAAUAAGUGGAUGAAUAAAUGAAUGAAUACAGUUGUCAUUCAUUAGCGGAAUGUUUUUCAUUUUCAACUGCACACUAGAUUCACUAGAUUUCACUCCCGACUGCACAUUAGAUUCAUAUUAGGUUCACAUUAGAUGCCUGGGCCUCACUCUACAGAUUCUGAGUCAUUUGAUCUGCAGUGAAGCCUGCGCACAUCCUUUUUUUUACUUUUUAAUUUUUAAUUGAAGUAUCACAUACAUAUGGAAUAUAUCUGUAUAAACUAUAUUUCAUAGCACAUGUAUCAUAAGUGUACAGCUUGCUGAAUUUUUACAAACCAAUACACCCAUAUACCCAUCACCCAGAUCAAGAGGGAAAACUGCUAUUACCUGGAAGUCUCCCUCCUUCUCCAUUCUGGUUACUUUCCCCUCAUCUCCUGAUAGUAACCACUUUCUAACUUCUAAAAACACACAUUAAUUUAGGGCAAUAAUACUUUGUAAAGAUGCUCCAGAUAGUCUGCUGUGCAUCCAGGGUUAAGAGCCCUCCUCUCCACCAAACACACACUCCUUGAUCACUUCCGAGGUAUAGAA
Messenger RNA from Miniopterus natalensis, 2969 nucleotides. Lineage: Eukaryota; Metazoa; Chordata; Mammalia; Chiroptera; Miniopteridae. The record is from RefSeq and is a predicted model, not a curated record.